UUCCAAUAAAAAUUCAUUAAUGGAGUUUUGACGUCACGUGAUGGUGGCGCACCCUCAACCCUUUCUUCUUGUAAAGGCAUUUUCCCAUUGAAGCCAUCAAUAUAUAAAUCCUCCAUUCAUCCUCAGUCUCCUCAUUCAAGAAUAAGCUCGCAAUAUCCUUCACGCACUGCAAUAGGCGAGUGAUGAGAAAGGUCUAUCCCAACGGCACCGUCGCCGCACCAACCACCACUAAGUCCCCGCCGUCUGACGAAAACAAGGCCUUCGUCCUCACUGUGUGGAAGAAAUCUCUGCUUUUUAACUGUAAUGGAUUCACCGUCUAUGACGACAAGGGCGACCUCGUUUUUAGAGUCGAUAACUACAUGCAAGGCCAUAAGGGCCAGAUCCUCCUCAUGGACGCCGCCGGCAAGCCUCUCCUCACCUUCCGCCGUAAGAAGUUGAGCUUUGGAGAAAACUGGCUAGUGUACGACGGAGAAACGGACAUUAAUCCGGCGUUUUCCGUGAGGAAGAAAGUGAAUAUCCUCAACAAGUGUUUGGCUCAUGUGAGUCGUAUAAGUUGUGAGCAUAACGGAACGGGAUCAUCUCCGUCAUCCAACAACAAGAAGAAGAAUUUGAUGUAUGAAAUUCAGGGAUCGUAUGCGCAACGAUCGUGUGCCGUGCACGACGGAAAGAGGAGAAUAGUAGCGGAGAUAAAGAAAAAAGAAGCCGUGGGAGGAGUUGCCUUCGGCGUCGAUGUAUUCCGUCUAAUUGUAUAUCCAGAAAUCGAUACAGCAGUUGCCAUGGCCCUCGUUAUUCUCCUGGACCAGAUGUUUGGAUCUUCCCGACGCUUUUCCUCAUAAUUUUUCUUGUUUGGCACGGCAGAACCGCCACCACGACCACCACCGUCACUUUUUUUUUUUAAAUUUCUAUUAUCCAGAAAAGUUUGAUUUUUUUCCUUUCAUAUAAAAAAAACAAACUGAAAGUGGGCGUGUGUGUAUAUAUUCCAGAAGAAAAAUAAUGGUUUUUUGUUUUUGUUUUUCUCUGGGUUGGUGUUUAAUUAGCUGUUGUAUCAAUAAUUAGAGUCCAAACGAAUUUAUUCGAGUUCAAAAUAAGUUUAGCUCGAAUGAGUUUGA
Molecule: messenger RNA, 1109 nt
Organism: Mangifera indica (mango)
Lineage: Eukaryota; Viridiplantae; Streptophyta; Magnoliopsida; Sapindales; Anacardiaceae
Product: protein LURP-one-related 8-like
Exons: 2
Coding region: 183-836 (217 amino acids)
Source: RefSeq, a predicted model, not a curated record